Gopherus flavomarginatus (Mexican gopher tortoise) is the source of this 4987-nucleotide messenger RNA. Its product is annotated as glyoxal reductase-like. The record is from RefSeq and is a predicted model, not a curated record. NCBI's taxonomy places the organism in Eukaryota, Metazoa, Chordata, Testudines, Testudinidae. Gene Ontology annotation, molecular function: oxidoreductase activity.
GGCUUGGAGAGAAUUGCCUGCCGCGGCGGAGGAGGCGGUUUGAUGGGGGCGCGGCUCAGCAUGGCCACUUGGGCGCCGCUGGGCUUCCCCACGCUCCCCCUCGGCAAUGGCUUACACAUCCCCGUGCUGGGGCUGGGUACUUCCCAUCAAGGUGGAUAUUCCCAUGAUGCUGUGGUGUAUGCACUACAAAAAUGUGGCAUUCGUCAUAUUGAUACAGCAAAAAGAUAUGGCUGUGAAUUACUUCUUCAGAAAGCUAUCAAAGAAAGUGAUGUGAAGCGGGAGGACCUCUGGAUAACUACCAAACUCUGGCAUAGUGACUAUGGCUAUGAAAACACAAAACAAGCCUGCCUGGAUUCAUGCAAAAGACUUGGUGUUCAGUACCUCGAUCUUUAUUUGGUACACUGGCCCAAUGCACAAGUUCCUGGUAAAAGUAAUCGUGAGGUCCGAGCGGAAACCUGGAGAGCCAUGGAGGACCUAUAUGAGAAAGGUAUAUGUCGGUCUAUUGGUGUAAGCAAUUUUCUCAUUAAUCAUUUGGAGCAACUAAAGGAAGAUUGUAAGAUAACCCCACAUGUUAAUCAGGUUGAAUAUCACCCUUUCCAAAGGCCCCAAGAGCUGGUGGAUUAUUGUAGAAGUAGAAACAUUGUUUUUGAAGGCUACUGCCCAUUAGCCAAAGGCGAAGCUCUGACUCAUCCUAAUAUAAUUCAGCUGGCAAAGAAAUAUGGCAAAACCCCUGCACAGAUCUGUAUACGUUGGAGCAUACAGAAUGGGAUUGUCACUAUUCCAAAAUCUACAAAAAUAGAAAGAAUACGGGAAAACUGUGAGGUUUUUGAUUUUAAUCUGAGGGAAGAAGAUCUGGAAUUUUUCGAAUCUUUGAACAUGAACAAAAAACUGAUUCACCUACUAUCCAUUAUGGAAAGGAUAACUUCAAACCAGAUUGUUUUAACCCGCAACAACCGAAACACGAAUACAUUUUGAACUGCACAAAACUGUUCCACAUCUACAUUGUUCUGUUACCUUUAAAGCUCCUGUCAAUAGCUUAUGAUAUUGACUCUUAUGUGCACAAAGUUAAUUAAAUGUGGCUUAGUUUCUCUCUCUCUCUCUCACACACACAUUUUCUUAAUAAUCAGUUUCUCUGAUGUUCAGGUCUUUCUAUAAUAUUUUCCUUGGAUGGCUUGAAUUAUUCUGCUCAACCUCACUGUAUUUAAAUUCAGCUGCUACUUUUUGGGACCCUGCUUCAGUCAAGACUUGGACUUGUUUAUACUUAUUGGAGUUCUGGCACUGCAGCCCAGAUUUUCAAAGUACCUAAAGAUGGAAAUCAGCACAUAGUGAGAUUUUCAGAAGCCUUUAAGAUGCCUAACUCUCAUUGAAAUCAAUAGGAAUGAGCACCAAGGGCUUUUGAAAGCUGCAUUUUAAAAAUCUAAAUAUCUUUAGAAAUCAGACUUUAAUUUCAGUGGAAGCAGGAUUGUCUCCUCCAUCCAGCUUUCAGUUAUGGGCAACACUCCUUUUCACUUCAGCAUGCUAUAACAUAUUCAAAGUGUUUUUCUUAAUAAAAAAAUAAAACAGUACUUAGUAUAUCCAUCUGUGCUUUCCAUAAGGGAGUAAGUAAGUAGCCCUAUUCUAUUUUACAGAUGAAGAAACUAAGAGGUUAAGUGACUUUUGCAAGCUCAUAUAGCAAGUCAAUCAGAGACCUGGGAACAGAACCAAUAUAUCCUGAUCUGCAAUCUGAGAUUCCUGCCAUUGAACUAUGAGCAGAGUGCUAAAUUCUGAUCUUUGUUACAUUGGUACAAAUCCAGAGAAACUACUGAAGUUGAGUGUAGUUACAGCUGGUUUACAGUGGUGCAACAAAGAUCAGAAUCUGACUCAGAGUUUCCAUUCUGUAGCUGACAUUUCUCCCCUUUUAAUUUCUUUUUGUAAAUUCUUCCAGGACACUGCAGGCUAUUCUCUGAACUCUUCCUCAGUUGGGCAAAGCUACACUGUUGGCACUCUCAAGGACCAUCAAGUCUUGACUUACUUGAAGGAACAGCCCUGACAGCUCUCAUGGUGCCUGAUUGCCAGUUUCAUUUUGUCUUAUUAAAGAAACACACACUUUUUGCAUUCAAAGACUCAAAAGUUUGACUGCAGAAAUGACUGCAAAAAAUUGUGGACAGUCUACAAAAAAUGUACAGAGUGGAUGGUGGGGGAGUCGUACUCAGAGGCUUGCUGUGUGAGUCACUGAUGCAAAAGUUUGAGAACCAUUGCUCUAACUACUGGAUGCAGUAGUUAAACUUUCCCAGUCACAUGGUUUCUUGACACCCAACUUUUUAAGAAAACAUACUGGUGAAGUGGCUGCUGUAUAACAGUCCACUGCUAGACAUUUAACUGGUACAUCCAUCCCACUGAAAUUUGCUUUCUGAUAUAUUUGAUAUCCAGCGACAGUGUCCCUUUGUUUUCUAAUUCUGGGCUAAAGAUGACCUUUCUCCUGAUCUAGAACAUAGGUAAUUCCAAAGUAGAAAGUUCAAAUGAGCCAUAUAUAUGGAAUCUCAAAGAUGUUCGAUUUUAUAGUGGAGCCAGUAGUCAUUUUAAAUUUAGGAAACUUAAGAGAUCUAACAGAAAAGUUCCCUUUCUGUCAUUUACCAGGAAGAAUGAAAUGCUAGUAUAAACUAGUUCAUUAAUAGACAAAAACAAUGGUAAGUAGCACAAAUACAUAUUCAGGUGACCUACUGUUUCCCUCAGAGCCGGCUACUCAUAAGUAGCUGAAGAGAAAUUUGUGGCCAUUUCCUAUCCGAUAUAAAAACUCAUCAUGUCUCUGUUCACACUGGGUUUGAGAUGGCAUUCCUUAAGUAAUACAUAAGCUUUGGGUCAUCGUUUUCACAGUCUCAUUUCUUAAGAAAAUUUCGGGCAACUGAUAUCAAUUAUACAAGAACUUAAUCAUCUUAAUUGGCCUGCAGCUUUACUUUGACACAAAAUGUUCAUUUAAUGUUAUUUAAAUUUCGGAUUGGUACAAUAAGGGUGAAAGAAAAAGAAGAAGGUCACAGCACAGCCAAAAGAAAGACAUUGGCCAAACUCAGUCCUGAUGUACCUGGGUGCUUCUCCCAUGACUUGCAAUGGAAUAGCAAGCAAGUCAAUGCAACUGUGCCUGGCUUUACCAGCGCUGAUUUGUUAUAAUCUAUACAAAACAAAACUAAAAAGUGACAGGACAGUAACACUUCAUGCUGUGAUGUGGAGUACCCAUGUGUGGAACCAGUUUGAGAUAUCUUGUUCAGACCAUAAAGGUGAUAAAUUCAGUAGAUGGGGAACUCACUAGAUAUGUAGUCACCUCCUGCUGGCCAAUUCCUGGAGCGGUAGCAGUGCCACUUGGAGAUGGGCACUCAUUAGCUCUUUAUGCACUCCUAUUGUCUUAAGAGAGGAAACUAUACAGCAGGAGUCAGCAACCUUUCAGAAUUGGUGUGCUGAGUCUUCAUUUAUUCACUCUAAUUUAAGGUUUUGCGUGCCAAUAAUACAUUUUAACCUUUUUAGAAGGUCUCUUUCUAUAAGUCUAUAAUAUAUAAUUAAACUAUAGUUGUAUGUAAAGUAAAUAAGGUUUCAGAAUGUUUAAGAAGCUUCAUUUAAAAUUAAAAUGUAGAGCCCCCUGGACUGGUGGCCAGGACCCGAGCAGUGUGAGUGCCACUGAAAAUCAGCCCAUGUGCCGCCUUCUGCACCCGUGCCAUAGGUUGCCUACCCCUGGUAUACAGUUUAAAAGGAGUAGAAUGGUAGAACCUUUGAAAGAAGGGUGGGGAUUCUCCUCCAUAUGGAAUCAUUAUGGAGAGAACCUAUCCUUGGACAAAUGGGUGCACAGCAGAGUUAACAAGUCUUUGUCUCUUGCCUAGCUCUGACCUCUUUGAAGCUCCACUUGUCUUUUCAUAGUCAAUUCAGGCUAGUUAAAUAGCCUGUUGCGAAAUCAAACCAAGAGUAACCCUGGAGUUUGCAUCCUUUCCAAUACUGGAUCAGUUGUUGUGACUCAGAAAUAAUGCUUGCAUAAGGCAAAGUGCUUAUUCUCAGAUGUCAGGAUAAGAACAGGAGUUUUUCAGCCUGUUCAAGAGCCAGAAACAGAAAAGUUUGGUUUUGCCUGUGCUCCUGUAGUUUGUAAUCCAGUGAAAUGCACCAAAAGGACUCAUUAGAAAGCAGCCUUGGAAAAAGUGCUGAAGAGCAGAAGCAGAGGAAAAGGCUGGGAGAGAAGAAAAGGAGAUGCACCUGGAGAACAAAAAGAUCACAAAAGAAAUAGAGGAAAGAUAGUAACAAAUAACAUGCCUCAUGCCUGUUCUAGGGAGAAUAUUUGAAAGGGUUAGAGGAUAAUUCAGCCUCCAUGUACCAUUUGUUGUUUGCCGAGCUGCCAACAUGCAUGACAAGUAGGGGUGGUCAACCAGCAUUGAUUCUGGAUUUUGUGAUGUGGGCACCUGAUUCCUGUGAACUGGAUUGAGAUUACCAAGCCAUUUUACACAGGCCACUGAAUAGUCAGAUGGGGACAACUUUCAGCCAGGACCAUUUUAGGCUGGAUUUUAACCAGAUGCCUAAAAAUGAAAGCCCUGUGUAUCUCACUACAGAGAUACCCUGAGUCAUCCAGUCCCCAAGUACAGCAUGUUACUUUCAUGUAUUACUAUCUCAGGGUAAGGUUACAUGAGAAUGUAUUUCCUGAAAAGGAACACAUUUAAAAAAAUACUUGACUUCCACUUAGUUGUCUUAAUAAAUGAGCUAAAUAAGGGGUGUCACUAUCAUAUGCAAUUUCUGUAUGUGAGACAGUUACAAGGGGAUGCAUAUGUCAACCUCAAGCAUGAUUUAUUUUUGCAUGACUUUUCUGACAGUUGCAAUUUAACGGCUGUAUUUUCCUCCAGUCUCAAAAACUUUCAUGAUUCUAGUUUUGUGGUAGAUGAGUAAAUGUCUGUUUUCAAGUACAAUUUUAUCUGAGUCAUUCAAGGAGAGGUGUGGAGCAAUUGAAACAUGACUAUCACCAUAAAUAAAAUGAGAUACUCUG